Messenger RNA from Anopheles maculipalpis, 957 nucleotides. RefSeq names its product elongation factor Ts, mitochondrial (gene mEFTs). The record is from RefSeq and is a predicted model, not a curated record. Gene Ontology annotation, cellular component: mitochondrial matrix. The transcript has 2 exons. NCBI's taxonomy places the organism in Eukaryota, Metazoa, Arthropoda, Insecta, Diptera, Culicidae. Gene Ontology annotation, molecular function: protein binding; translation elongation factor activity. Gene Ontology annotation, biological process: mitochondrial translational elongation. Bases 10 to 957 code for a protein of 315 amino acids.
CUUUACACAAUGCUGUUCAAACAUCUGCCCCGGUUUAUCCCUGCGACUGGAAUUCGGUUGUACGCAACGGCCGAAAAGAGUGCCCUCGCAACCCUGCGCAAAAAGACCGGCUACACCUUUGCCAACUGCAAGAAAGCACUCGAGCUCCACAACAACGACCUAGCGAAGGCGGAACUGUGGCUUAAAGAGCAGGCACAAGCGAUGGGCUGGUCAAAGGCAACAAAGCUCGAAGGGCGCAACACGGCCCAGGGUUUGAUCGGUGUGCUGGUACAGCGAAACGUUGGCGCCAUGGUUGAGGUAAACUGUGAGACAGAUUUCGUCGCUAGAAAUGCCAGCUUCCAACGGUUCGUACAGGUAGCGUCCGCUGCCUGUGUGCAGCAUCUGGAGCACGUUGAGGCGGACGCAAACCUUACCAAGGUGGGCCUAAACAGUGAAGCGCUGAAGCAGAUUGUGCUGGAGGAUGGGAAAUCGUUGGGCGAUCAUUUGGCACUGAUGAUCGGUACGGUUGGGGAGAAUGCAUCGCUCAAUCGGGCCAUUUGCUUUAAGGCACCCGAGAGCAUACAACUAACUGGUUACGUUCAUCCCGCACCAAACGAAGAAAUCCCACACGACGUACCACUGAUCGGCAAAUACGGUAGCUUGGUAGCAUUUAAAUCCGCACAUUCCACGGUACAGGAAGGCGAAGGUGGGCUGAGUCCGGCCCAGAUCGCCCGAAAGGUGUGCCAACAUAUUGUGGGCAUGAAGCCCGAACGUAUCGGUGAACCGGGCAAGGAUGAACCGGCCGCCGAUAAAGACGAUGAAACUUGUCUGAUACAUCAGGAAUAUCUGGUCGAUCCGACCUACACCGUUGGGGAAGUCCUGGAAGCGAAUCGUUUGCAGAUAGUCGACUUCCAGCGCUUUGAAUGUGGUGAAAAAAGUAAGCCCGAGGAGCAAAACGUUCGUGCCGCAACGAACUAG